GGCCAGAUCCGCCCUUCACUCUUUGUCUUCCGCCACCAUCGGUCGUUCGUCUGGCCAUACACAUGAAGACAUGGUGGAAUUGUCGCGUCACAAUCGUAGCCAGCCUUGGUGCAGCGUUAGCAAGUAGCCUCUCCGACAACGCACCCGCUGUGCCAUCAACCUCACUCGUAAACCUCCCGAGCACGGUGGUAGGCAACUGGUCCACAACCGUACCAGUAGUAGCACCGACAGCGUGCCCCCCACUGUUGUGCAAUGACACUAGCUCCAUCGAAUGUGUGAUUUCAUCUCCCAUCGAGUUCCCGUGUGUGAAUGCAGACCUGUACUGCGUUUGGGAGUCGGCAAAGGACGUCAUACUGCAGACGACAGUGGGCACGUCCGUGUACCCUCCGAAAUGCCGUGUGCAUUUGUCGUGGCUCGUCCACGGGUCGUUCCACAUGACCAGCAAUUCUUCCAUUUCGGUCACGUCGCUCGACUUGACGGCGUUGGAUCUGUUCAUGGACGACGCGAGUCUGCUCACGAUCGAAGAAAGUGUGGCGGUGAACGUGUCAAGGAAGUUUCGCCUCGAUCAGGACGCGACCAUCAUCUCUGGCGGGUCAUGGCCUGGCCAUUCAGGAGGGCAUGUGAAUGUGACCACGUCAUCGUUUAUCUUGCACGGGGAGAUCCGUGCUUCGGGUGGCGAAGGCAUCUGCAUCGAUGGCAAGUGCACGCCGGGCGGCAAUGGUGGCCUCGUCACGCUCUUGUACACGUCGGUGGCCACGGAAACAGGCAGCAUCGUCGUAUCUGGCGGCGCAAACCCGCUGGGAUCCGCCGCCGCUCCUUCCCGCGAUCUGACCGAACAUGAUGAUACCGACGAUGCGUUGUACUUCCCGUCCGACUGCUUGUCUGGCGCGGCAGGUCAAGUGCUUCGUAUCUUCGCCUCGAACAAGGGCGUCGUCGACGGGUACUUGGUCAUUAGCAACGGCUUCAACGGCCCGACUAGUAGUACUAGCCACCACACCCAACGGCGCUGUGCCGCGGUGGUGUUCGACACUGACAGCAUCGACCCGUCUGUGAAACGCGUCUUGAUCCAAGGCGAAUCACUCGUCCGGUUCGAAGGCUCGGCGUGGGGGCUCCACGGGGAUAGCGAGCUCAUCAUCGAAGAUGCCACCCUCGUCGGCAUGUCCAACUCGCCUCUGAGCAUCAUGGUCAAGCAGUUAGUCGUGCGGGGUACCAGCAUCCUGCACGCGUCCGCGGGGUUGCUCGUGUCUGCCGACAUUGUGUCGAUCGAUUAUGGCGCGACAGUGUCAUGGACGAACACGGCUACGUCCAUCUUCAAGGUGGCGGAUGGUGUCCAGAUCAGCGGAAAUAUCACGACCACCACCCUAUCACUCAAUGAUACAGACACCGCGGACGGCUACCUUGUCAUUCAGAGCGGGGGAAACCUCGUUGUGGAUGGCAUGAUUGCCACGUCAAGCUUGUUUGCCGCGUCCAGAACCAACAUGCUGCUCACUGGCGCCCGCAUUCAAACCCAUGGCAGGGCUACGCAGGCCAGUUUGACGUACCCGCCGUGCUCGGAUGCUGUGUACGCGAACCCGCAGCUGCUAAACUACUCGCUGGUGCUGGCGUCCCAAGGCUCGAUCGAUCUCGGCCAAUAUCCCAAGCCCACCUCCGUCACAGGCAGCUCAAUCUUACUAUGUAGUAACCAGUCCAUUCGAGUGGGCCACAAGUCUGUGGUGUCGUCUAGCGGGCUCGGGUUUUCUGCCAACCACGGCCUGGGGGCUGGCGACUGUACAACCAACGGCGGCGGCGGCGGCGGUGGCGGGUACGGCGGCGACGGAGGCGACUCGGUCCAACUGCUUCUGCAGAGCCACGCGGCGUCCACUGUCCACGCCGAUGGCGGCGUCGCGUACGGCUCUCGCUCCAGCACGGGGUUCCUCGGGUCUGGCGGCGGGUGCGUCGAUGGAGGAUCUGGCGGUGGUCUCGUGAUGCUCGGCGCGGUCCGCAUCGAAUUAAAUGGAAGUGUUAUGGCCAACGGGCAAAGCGGCCGCGCCGCGCGAUCCGGAGGCGGGUCGGGCGGGUACAUUGGGCUGACCAUUUCCAACGGAAUUGUGGGCUCGGGGCACCUGUCCGCGUCGGGGGGGAACGCCACGUGCAGCCAAGACGGCUUAUCGCACACGAAUCUGUCGAGUUGGAUCUGCGGGGGUGGCGGCGGCGGCGGUCGCCUGCGAUUGUUGGGGUGCCAGAACUUUAGCGACUGCACGACCAGCUUCUCGGGUACGUACUCGGUGGUGGGGGGGCGACCAGACAAGGUUAAGGCGCCAAUUGCGGGCAUCGGGACGUACUUUGGGUUUCCAUGUCCGCCAGGGUAUGGCGGGCUCAUGUGUCGAGUGUGCAGUGUCGGCACGUUCAAGCAGGAACGGGGGAGUUCCGAGUGUCUGGCAUGCACGAAUGGCCCUAGCAAUGCGCACUUUACUCUGAAUGGCUCGACGUCUUCGGAAUGUGUGUGGUCGUGCGACCCCGGGUACACGGGUAUCCACUGCUUGUCGCCAUUGGACGACUUUUUCGACAUGUUUGGCGGCAAAGUCGUGUUCCUGAUGGUCGCGGUCGGAACCCUGGGGGCGAUCGUGGCUAUGGGGUACCUAUGCAAACGGGACCCGUACACCCCCGACAAGUCGAAGGAUCACUUGCUCGUCCCGAAGCGGCCAUGGUACCAGCUCCGCCUCGCGCGCCUUGUGUGGCCUCGAGUAUCAUACCCAAAGUUGCAAGAGAAUGAGCUCAAGAUUCACAUGGCGCGCAUCUACUUGACGGGCAACAACACUCAGGAAGCCCCGCUGACGCUGCAUCCGGAUGUUCCCCGGGGCUUAGAACAGGUUUUGGACAAGGACAAGUACAAAAAUCUGGCCGACCACGUCAAUUCGAUCCUGGCCUUCUCCACUGGCGGCAGUGUGCUGUUCAAUAUCACGAGAUUUCUCUUCUACCCCCUCGCCACCGACGUGAUGCUGUUUCGCCGACACAAAAAGUUCAACGCGCUGAAGCGGUGGAUGUCCAAGUAUAACCACGAGUGCAUGCUGGGUCCGCGAUCCCGCGCCAUGGCCAACGCCAUCAAGCUGGGCUACUGUACCGACUACUCGCUUGCGUACAUUGAGCUCUUAUAUGUCGAGAAUAACCCGUCGAAUUGCAUGCCCCGCCAGUUGGUCGGCAAGCCGCGGUUGCCGCUGGUGCUGCUGUUUGCCGGCUUGGGCUCGUACGAGUCGCCAUUGUACUUGGACCCGAACGACUUGCUCGUGCGCAGCUUACCCCAGUCCCCAGAGCUCACGGCGUUCAUCGACGAAGCCUGGAUUGAAAUCAUUGCCGACCUCAAUGCGAUGCUGCGUGUGGUGAACCUCGCCGACAAGAGUCUGCGUGGCCUUAUUGACGUGGCCACGUUUUGCGAGCACAAAAAUGGACAUCAUCUGCGACAGAGUAACAGCUUCAAAACCACGCCCAGCUUGGGCGGGUUGCGCAUGCAGUUGGGGCGCUUCUUUCCUGGUGACAAGGACCACGACCGGUGGGGCCUGUUUGUCACGUGUGUGGGCAUUCAAACAAGCGUCCAGGUACGUGAAUUCAAGACGUAGUAGUAGUACUAGUAAUACUGUACGACUAGAUCCCGCCCGCCCAGGCCAACAUGACGAUUAUUGGCAUCCGGGAACAGGCACUCCUGGAAACCCCCAAUGUAUGGUCGCCCACCAAGCAGCAGUACUCUGGCUCGCGCGGCGGGUGGGACGCCGCGAUCGACGACACGCUGCCGAUUCCUGGCAUUUUGCUCAAUGCGGAAGCACUGGAAGAUCGACAGAGUCAUGUGGUGACAAGCAACCGCCGCGGCGUCCUUUGGCCCGCAUCGAUCGUGUGUCCAUCCAACGUGAUGAAGCCCGGAACUGUAUCGCAGUCGUGGCUAAUCUACAUGAGCAUCAUCGUGUCCAUUUUGCUCGACUUGGCCACGACGCUCGGCAUGCUCGUGAACCUCAAGUGCGUCAAGAAUGGCACAGAAGUGCGCGCGUGCACCAACAGUGUGCUGUGGCCCGUGCUGUUGAUAUACCCCUUGGCCAUUGUGUUUGCCCCUGUGACAGGCCUCGUGACGCUUGCCACGUCAUCGCCCACCUUUGGCCGCAAAUAUGGCCUCUGGAAUGCCUGUUCCCUUGUCAAUAUUGCCGUGGCGAUUAUCAUUUGUUAUGCCAAGUCGGACAUGCUCGUGGCGCCGUACGUCACACGUCCGCUGCCGCUCUUCCCCGCCGCCGCCCUCGUCUUCAAGCUCGUGCAAGUGGCACUGGUCGACUAUUACAUUGCCGACAUGGAGUCGACGCGCCGACGCCGCGGGUGGCGUGGCCUCAUGAAACGGCGCGACUCGGACUCGAGCACCCCCCCGACCUCCCCCUAGUACGUACUAGUACUACUACUACAAGUCUUACUAGAUGUUGGCGACGAUGAUGAUUGAUGUGUGUUUGUGUGGGGUAGCAACUCGCCGAGCCGUCGCCUUCAUGAAUCAGUGCCGUUCAAACCAAUGGAAUCAUCCCGACGAGGCAGCAGCACGUUGCAUUAUGGAACGGGGUAGACGAUAAUAUAAUUGGAGGGAAAAAAGCAGUAUAUACGAUAUAUAUAUAUAUAUAUAUUUUUUUAUUUU
Aphanomyces astaci is the source of this 4636-nucleotide messenger RNA. RefSeq lists its product as hypothetical. The transcript is spliced from 3 exons. Lineage: Eukaryota; Oomycota; Saprolegniomycetes; Saprolegniales; Verrucalvaceae. The record is from RefSeq and is a predicted model, not a curated record. Bases 63 to 3593 code for a protein of 1176 amino acids.